Anastrepha ludens (Mexican fruit fly) is the source of this 453-nucleotide messenger RNA. Its product is annotated as homeobox protein abdominal-A homolog. Gene Ontology annotation, biological process: negative regulation of transcription by RNA polymerase II; anterior/posterior pattern specification. Gene Ontology annotation, cellular component: nucleus. The record is from RefSeq and is a predicted model, not a curated record. Bases 1 to 453 code for a protein of 150 amino acids. The transcript is spliced from 2 exons. Gene Ontology annotation, molecular function: DNA-binding transcription factor activity, RNA polymerase II-specific; RNA polymerase II cis-regulatory region sequence-specific DNA binding. NCBI's taxonomy places the organism in Eukaryota, Metazoa, Arthropoda, Insecta, Diptera, Tephritidae.
AUGAAAUGCGAUUUAGCGCGUCGAUUGCCAAUUUUCCAGCCACGAUCGGGUAGCGGUUCAGCAGAGCAGAGUGCAACGUUGCAAAGCGGCAACAACCCACGUGCAACCAUUUGCACUGCAUUUAACUUGCCACAUUCAAAGAUCUGUACAAAUGGCCUCCGAAGACGUGGUCGGCAAACGUAUACCCGCUACCAGACGCUCGAAUUGGAAAAGGAAUUCCACACCAACCACUAUUUGACCCGCCGGCGAAGAAUCGAAAUGGCGCAUGCUCUCUGCCUCACCGAACGACAGAUCAAGAUCUGGUUCCAGAAUCGACGAAUGAAAUUGAAAAAGGAAAUUCAGGCGAUCAAAGAGCUUAACGAGCAGGAAAAACAAGCGCAAGCGCAGAAGGCGGCAGCACAAGCGGCGGCAGCAGCGGCGGCGCAGGCGCAACACAUAGGCGAUCAAAACUAG